ACAUGUUGCUGGAUCAGGUAAAUGAUGCAAGCUUGCUGUGAAUUGCUGCUGCUCAACUUUAAGAUGUUUCUAGAAUUAUUGCAAAACUUCUAAGAGCUGUGUUGACAACUUCCUCCAUUUUGCUGUGCUUAUUCAUUUUGCUCAUUUAUUUAGCCUCCCUUUUAUUGUAUUGUAUUUUAUUUUAUUAUUUUGUUCUGUGUUUUUGGCUUUGUUUGUUACUAUUUGUUUAUUUGUUUUCAGGCCAGCUCUCUUGAAAAACAGAAGUAGAAGUUUUGAUGAGACAUAACCUGAAGAUUUAACAUCUGCAUCCAAUUAAAAAGCAGUGCUUCCCUACAAAAAGGUGAUCCUGGUUGUGCCGACUGGCUAUGUAUAAUUCUGCAUACGUACUUGAUGAUCAUUCCGAUGAUGAAAUCCCCACCCAGCAAGCUAUUCAAGAAAGCUUACAAGACAUUCAUAAAAUGGAAAGAAGUGCCAACGCAAUAGAGGAUGAAAGUUUCCUGUGCGUUGGAAGUAAAGAACGUGAAGAGAUAAUUGCAGCAAUUCGGACAGGCCAAGAAGAGGCCUUGAAGAAGUUGGCGAGGCACAGCUCUGCUUUUGAGGAAGCAGACCAGCAAGGCUGGCUUCCUAUGCACGAGGCUGCAGCACAGCUAAAUAAGAACAUUCUUGAAAUAACUUUAAAAGCCUCCCGUGCUGUUACGUGGGAACAGACCACACUUAGAGGGGAAACACCUCUCAUGGUGGCAGUCAGAAACUGCUUCUUGGAAAACGUCCGCUUUCUCCUGCUCAAUGGUUGCAAUCCCAAUAUUAAGAAUGAAGAUGGAGAUUCUCCUUUAGUUGUAGCAAUUAAACACAAUUCAUAUGAGGUAGCCUCCUUGUUGAUAAAUUUUGGAGCAAAAGUGAAUUUGCAAUGUAUCCACAAGAGGACUGCUUUACACGAGGCUGCCAGGCUUGGCAGAAAAGAUCUGGUGUUGCUUCUCCUUCAUUCUGGAGCAGAUCCUGAUCCUCGCAGUGGGUAUGGGCUCACACCUCUAGCACUGGCUGCACAAGCUGGACAUACAGAAAUUAUGGAGCUCUUAUUGCAAAAAGGUGCUGAUGUUCUUUCACAGGCAAUGGAUUAUUCUUCUGUAUUAUUUGAAGCAGCAGGAGGAGGAAAUCCAGACUCUCUGAAUCUUUUGCUAGAAUAUGGGGCUGAUGCUAAUGUACCAAAGCACUCAGGUCAUUUACCGAUCCACAGAGCUGCAUACAGAGGACACUUUCUGGCCUUAAAGAAUUUAGUUCCAGUUACUAAUUUUGAUGCCAUUAAAGAAAGCGGAAUAAGUCCAAUUCACUCAGCAGCAGCAGGAGCACAUCCUCAGUGCCUCGAGUUUCUCCUCAAGUCUGGAUUUGAUGCCAAUUUUAUGCUGGAUCAAAGAAUUCGCAAAGGCUACGAUGACCGCCGGAAAUCAGCAUUGUACUUUGCUGUUUCAAAUGGGGAUAUCAGUUCAGCACAGUUGCUGUUGAAUGCUGGAGCCCUGCCAAACCAAGAUCCCAUCAACUGUCUCCAAAUAGCCUUGAGAAUGGGCAACUAUGAGUUAAUGAAUUUACUGCUCCGGCAUGGGGCUAAUGUUAAUUACUUCUGCAGAGUGAACACAACGCAUUUUCCAUCAGCUCUGCAGUAUGCUCUGAAAGAUGAAGUCAUGUUAAGAAUGCUGAUGAACUAUGGCUAUGAUGUGCACCGCUGCUUUGAUUGCCCUCGGGGAGAUGUUUCCCAUUCCCAGUAUGUGACUGAUGGAUGGACUUCUACUGUUAUCAAAGAUACAAAGUUCUGUGAAGUGAUAACCUUGUCGUGGCUGAAGCAUCUUUCUGGGAAAGUAGUGCGAGUAAUGUUAGACUAUGUUGAUCAUGUUAACAUCUGCUGGAAGCUAGAAGCAGCUCUCAAAGAACAGGAGCUCUGGCCAGACAUCAAUUCAAUUUUAACAAAUCCUCGCUCUCUGAAGCAUCUUUGUCGCCUGAAGAUACGGGAAUGCAUGGGCCGGUUGCGUCUCCGUUGUCCUGUCUUCAUGACCUUCCUUCCACUGCCAAAUUGCUUGAAAGACUACAUACUAUACAAGGAAUAUGACCUUUAUGGACCGCAAAGUCUCUUGGGAACCCCCAGUGUCAACUGCACGUAAUUAUUCUGUGUUUUGAAGGGAACGUUGAGAUGUUUAUGGUCCAUGUGACAGUACAAGACAACAUCUGGCCGCAGGCUGAUGCCACAUGGCCUGACUGGAUAACAGCAAAAGCACAAGUACUUCUGCAAGCUACUGGCUACUCUGAGGACGAACGUGCUGAAACAGAAGGAAGAGAACCUGGAGCCUCUGUCUUGCUCAGCUUCCCACUCCACCUCCUCUUUUAAGUACUGUGAGCAUUUCCGCAGCUGCUCAAUUCCUUCUCUAUGCUGUGGUGCCGGUGGCACCAUGCCAGCAAUGCUCCCUUUUCUCUCCUGUGACAGGAGGCAGAUGCAGUUGGUUGCUGCAUAGAAAUGUCUAUCUAUCUCCAGCAUAAAAAGCAGAAGAUUGCCUUUGUUAGCCUAUGCAAAACUUCUGUGCAAUUAAGGAUAGUUGAUGGAUGUAGAUGCCUACUAAUGACAUCUACAGCCGUCUAGCACAGAGGUCCUGAAAUUCCUCACUUGAUCAGCACCAUGCAAUUCUAGCUAUGAAGGGCUGGGCUGAAAGCCGAAGACUAAAAAUGCUCUGCAAUGAACUGUAAAACACUCUUAACCGUUAUAAAACAUCUUAGAAUAUAUUCUUCUCUUUCUAGAUUUUCUGUUAUGCUCAGGCCACUAUUAGAGAGACAUCUCUUCCAUUGGAGUUUAGUAUUUAUAGUAAUUAGUGCAAAAAUAAAUAUUUCUUCUUACUUCAAA
This is a messenger RNA of Gallus gallus (chicken), 2881 nucleotides long. It is a transcript of the gene ASB14, whose product is annotated as ankyrin repeat and SOCS box containing 14. The transcript is spliced from 11 exons. The coding region runs from base 366 to 2150 and encodes 594 amino acids. NCBI's taxonomy places the organism in Eukaryota, Metazoa, Chordata, Aves, Galliformes, Phasianidae. The record is from RefSeq and is a predicted model, not a curated record. Gene Ontology annotation, molecular function: protein binding. Gene Ontology annotation, biological process: intracellular signal transduction. Gene Ontology annotation, cellular component: cytoplasm.